AUGAAUGUGAGGAGGGUGCUGAGUAUAUCUGGUGGGAUCGAGGAGGUGGGCAGCCUGCACUGGGAGCUGAUGCUGUGCCUCCUGCUUUGCUGGAUUAUCUGCUAUUUCUGUGUCUGGAAGGGAGUCAAAUCCACAGGAAAGGUGGUGUACUUCACGGCCACGUUCCCCUACCUGAUGCUGGCUGUCCUGCUGAUCCGUGGACUCACUCUGCCUGGAGCUGUGGACGGGAUCAUCUUCUACCUCUACCCAGACCCAGCGCGGCUCGCCGAUCCACAGGUGUGGAUGGAUGCAGGGAUACAGAUUUUCUUCUCUUACAGCAUUUGUGUUGGAAGUCUGAUCACCCUUGGCAGCUACAACACGUACAACAGCAACUGUUACAAGGACUGCGUGUACCUGUGCCUCCUGAACAGUGGAACAAGCUUUGUGGCCGGGUUCGCCAUCUUCUCAGUGCUGGGCUUCAUGGCGUAUGAGCAGGGAGUGCCCAUCUCGGAGGUUGCCGAGUCUGGUCCUGGCCUGGCGUUCAUCACAUACCCACGCGCAAUAGCCAUGAUGCCACUCCCUCAGCUCUGGGCCUUCUGCUUCUUCCUCAUGGUCUUCCUGCUGGGGGUGGACACUGAGUUUGUUUGCCUUGAGAACCUAACCACAUCCAUCUCCGACAUGUACCCCUCGUUCUUCCGACAAGGUUCUCGUAGGAAACUCCUCCUGCUGUUCAUCUGUGUUGUCAGCUUUCUCAUCGGGCUCCUCAUGGUCACGGAUGGUGGAAUGUAUGUCUUCCAGCUGAUUGAUUACUACGCCUGCAAUGGGACAUGUCUGAUGUUCCUCGCUAUUUUUGAAACCAUUUGCAUUGGUUGGGUGCUGGGUGGCAACCGUUUUUAUGACUGCAUAGAAGACAUGAUUGGCUACCGGCCUUGGCCUCUGAUUAAAUAUUGUUGGUUCUUCUUCACUCCAGCCAUCUGCAUUGGGACCUUCAUCUUCUCCCUGGUCAAGUACACCCCACUGAAGUACAACAGGACAUACGAGUACCCGGCCUGGGCAUACACCCUUGGCUGGUUCCUCGCUCUCUCCUCCAUUUUCUUGGUCCCUCUGUGGAGCGUCUUCAAACUCACCCGGACCAAGGGGACCAUGCCAGAGCGCCUUCGCCUGCUGUGCCUCCCUGCCGAGGACCUGCCCCUUGGCAAGAAACAGAAAGAAAGCAGCUGCCCUUUCAACUUUGAGCUAGUUGACUCUUUGCUUCCACUAAACAGAAUGGGGAGGUUGGGAUGAGCGGUCAAGUUUUAGCAUUUUAAAUCACGUUGCAUGGGGUUAGUUUUAACUCUAAAUGUAUGAAAAUAAAGUGCAGAGAUCAAGAAUGACAGUAGUGACUCCAGCCAAGUUGGAAAAGAUGGCGACAAACCACCAGAACUUUACA
This is a messenger RNA of Acipenser ruthenus (sterlet), 1408 nucleotides long. Its product is annotated as sodium- and chloride-dependent GABA transporter 2. Gene Ontology annotation, cellular component: membrane. The coding region runs from base 1 to 1263 and encodes 420 amino acids. Gene Ontology annotation, biological process: sodium ion transmembrane transport. The record is from RefSeq and is a predicted model, not a curated record. NCBI's taxonomy places the organism in Eukaryota, Metazoa, Chordata, Actinopteri, Acipenseriformes, Acipenseridae. The transcript is spliced from 11 exons.